AUGUUGAAACGAUUCAAGUCGAAUGGAAAGACAAAAGCUGCUCAGAGUAUCGGAUUAGUCCCGAUGGAACUCAAUUCCCAAGAACAGAUCACUGCACCCAUCAAUCAGACUUUCACCCUCUUCCCGAACCUUCCUCUCGAGCUCCAGCGCAAAGUAUGGGAGUUUGCUGCCGUCCCAAUUCCGCGAGCGAUUGAAAUCCAAAGCAAAUUCAAAGAAAACACCAACAAAUACGUAAUAUCUUUCUACAACAAAGUCUUCUUGUUUCAACCUCGCUGCCGAUUUUACACAAUCACCUCUCCUGUCCCAACAAAUCUUCUGCAUGUCUGUAGCGAAUCCCGCAAUAUCGCUUUGCGAAACUACAGCUUUCGGACUUUUUUCCGUCGCCCGUUUUACCUGAAUGAAGAUACGGAUAUUCUCUGGGUGCGAGGCCCAGCCAUUGUUGGUUUUCCGACAAGAAAUGGUAUAAUCACACAAUGUCCCCGGGAAGAAGGAACAUCCCACCUCCUGGUCUCAAAAUACAAGUUCCGCCAUCUCGCCAUCGAUUACCAAGCCCAGCACAAACCAUUCCCUAUGUGGUCGAAUUUCUUCCCGGGCCAGCGCGAUCGUUGCUGGAAUACAUGUUUUUGGUAUUCCUAUAUUUUGGAGGGUCCUGCGUUUGAGAAAAUCUACUUGGUGUAUACGAAACAGGAAGAGCAGAAGAUGGCGCAGGAGGAAGCGGAGAGUAUGUUUGAGCUGGGGAAAAUUUUUAUGGCGGCGAGGGAGAAGCAUGUACAGGUGUUUAUUCCGGGGGUGUUUAUUUGUAGAGCUACGGAGUUGAGGCGGAGAUUGGGAUUAGGAUUUAAGGUCCCUCUUAUUGAAGCGAUUUUGGAUGCAGAGCUCAUGCAACAGUUUCUCUAA
This is a messenger RNA of Botrytis deweyae, 897 nucleotides long. RefSeq lists its product as uncharacterized. The transcript has a single exon. Lineage: Eukaryota; Fungi; Ascomycota; Leotiomycetes; Helotiales; Sclerotiniaceae. Bases 1 to 897 code for a protein of 298 amino acids. The record is from RefSeq and is a predicted model, not a curated record.